GCAGGAUUUCAUAUUACCUACCGUCAACAGGAAACCAACAAAAGCCAAAUCUUUUUCCCUCACAAUGAAGCUUUUCGAAUAUUUUACUUUGUUACUACUGAUAGGAUUGGCUGCCCUCUUGGAUACGGUUUCGGGUUGCAGUAUGGCCAACAACGAUGGUGCUGAGCAGCGGGGUUCCCUGCUAGCGGAUCCGUCUACGGUUCCGGUACGUAGCUUGAAGGAUUACAGCGUUGAGGAUAUCUACACCGAGUGCAAUAAAACGUUCGCAAUAUCGAUGGAUUAUCUGAACGAACUGAACGACACCGGAAGCUUCCCGGAUGAAACCGAUAAAAGUCCGAUGUGCUUUAUCCGGUGUUUCCUACAGAAAGGUGGAAUCGUCACCGAGGACGAUAAGGUAAAUAAGGAGCAAGCUCUCGCCGUGGGAUGGGUUAGGAAUGGCGAGACCAUCGAUGACUGUUUACAGGAAAUGACUGGGAAUGCCUGCGAAAGAUCUUAUUAUUUGAUGAGAUGUGUUAGUACGCGUCAUCUGGUGGAAGGCAGAAGCAAGGAUAACAGAAAACGUUGAACAAGAAUUAAUUAAUAAACUGUAAAUAAAUAUUAGAUACUAUAAGAAAUAAGUUUAGGAAAUUAUACCAACAUAUAAAUAAAAUUGA
Molecule: messenger RNA, 653 nt
Organism: Armigeres subalbatus
Lineage: Eukaryota; Metazoa; Arthropoda; Insecta; Diptera; Culicidae
Gene: Obp84a
Product: general odorant-binding protein 84a
Exons: 3
Coding region: 65-565 (166 amino acids)
Molecular function (GO): odorant binding
Source: RefSeq, a predicted model, not a curated record